AAGAAAUUGCGCCAUUCGGUGACGACAGGAAAUAACAGACGGAGCCGUUAAAUUGCCUGCCUUGACUUGUCUGUCGGCUGUUUUCGUUUUUCGGCUGUUUCUUGUAAUUUUUGCUUGUGUUUUUAAUUUAUUUAGAGACGAUGUCUUCAGUUAAUGUACUUCAGAAUAACAAUUCUCUAAAUCUUGCUCAGAAUGAUACCGACAAAGAAAAUCAAAACGAAAUAGUUCCUACAAAAUCUCAGAAGAAAAAAAGUCUUGUGAAGUCGCCUAAACCUGCAGAUGAGCCCCUCCUUCGAGACAACCCUCGGAGGUUCGUCAUCUUCCCCAUCGAGUACCAGGACAUCUGGCAGAUGUACAAAAAAGCAGAGGCCUCCUUCUGGACUGCAGAAGAGGUCGAUCUCUCCAAAGAUCUCGGCGACUGGGAGAAGCUGAAGGAUGAUGAGAAGCAUUUCAUCUCGCACAUCCUUGCGUUCUUCGCAGCCAGCGAUGGCAUUGUAAAUGAAAAUUUGGUUGAAAGGUUUUCUCAGGAAGUUCAAGUGACUGAAGCCAGGUGCUUCUAUGGUUUUCAGAUUGCCAUUGAGAAUGUGCACUCAGAAAUGUACAGCCUCCUCAUAGACACAUACAUCAAAGAUAAACAAGAAAGGGAAAAGUUGUUCAAUGCCAUCGAGACCCUCCCUUGCGUGAAGAAGAAGGCCGACUGGGCUCUGAACUGGAUCAGCUCCACAACGGCAACAUUCGGUGAACGGGUGGUGGCAUUCGCUGCCGUUGAGGGAAUUUUCUUUUCUGGUUCUUUCGCCUCCAUUUUCUGGUUGAAGAAACGGGGUCUAAUGCCCGGCCUCACUUUCAGCAACGAACUCAUCAGCAGGGAUGAGGGUCUCCAUUGUGAUUUUGCAUGUCUCAUGUUCAGCCAUCUUGUAAAUAAACCAUCUGAAAAGAGGAUAGUGCAGAUAAUAUCUGAUGCAGUGACGAUCGAGCAAGAAUUUUUGACUGAAGCCUUGCCCGUCGCUCUCAUCGGAAUGAACAAUAAACUCAUGAAACAAUACAUUGAAUUUGUAGCUGAUAGACUUUUAGUGGAACUGAGUUGUGAAAAAAUUUACAAUGUUGAAAAUCCUUUCGACUUCAUGGAGCACAUCAGCCUGGAAGGCAAGACCAAUUUCUUUGAGAAGAAAGUGGGCGAGUACCAGAAGUGUGGAGUCAUGUCCAAGAAGGAAGAUCACUGCUUUACCCUCGAUGCCGACUUUUAGUGGACUCGAAUCGUCUUUUAUUCACCUUACCCAGUCUCGAACUAGCUUUAUCCCAACUGCUGCAGAGUCUCAUUUUGUAGCUGAUAUUUAUUCUGUAUUAAAAUCUAUUUUAUAAUAA
Uloborus diversus is the source of this 1362-nucleotide messenger RNA. RefSeq names its product ribonucleoside-diphosphate reductase subunit M2-like. Gene Ontology annotation, biological process: deoxyribonucleotide biosynthetic process. Gene Ontology annotation, molecular function: ribonucleoside-diphosphate reductase activity, thioredoxin disulfide as acceptor. Gene Ontology annotation, cellular component: cytosol. The coding region runs from base 141 to 1244 and encodes 367 amino acids. NCBI's taxonomy places the organism in Eukaryota, Metazoa, Arthropoda, Arachnida, Araneae, Uloboridae. The record is from RefSeq and is a predicted model, not a curated record. The transcript is spliced from 6 exons.